Rubroshorea leprosula is the source of this 1764-nucleotide messenger RNA. Lineage: Eukaryota; Viridiplantae; Streptophyta; Magnoliopsida; Malvales; Dipterocarpaceae. The record is from the annotation of a GenBank genome assembly.
AAUUGAGAAGAAAGAUCGAUGACAUAAAGCAGGCAUUGAUCUAGAAGAAGAUGUGAGCUUGUCUAUGCCUACGAAAAUUAAGUGCAAUCUAGGGAUUCGAUUAAGGAAGAAGAUGAUUCAUCCAAUUCACAAGUUUUACGCUUUUUGGGUGCCAAAAGAAAAAGAAAAAAAAUGGAGGAAUACAGAUAAAAAGAGAGGCCGACAACAGGACAAGGAAGGAUGGAUCAGGAUCCUUUUUUCUUCCACGUCACAAACUCUAUCAGACAAGGAAAAGAUUGUUUUCUUCUAAGACAAAACUACUCCAAACUGCUCACCUAAAUUUCAGGUUACCUAUUUAUCUGUCCCCCAAAAGCUUUCUCAAGACAGUUUCAUGGUGUUUGGUCAUAAGCCUUCCUUCAACACAAGGUUGCUGUCUGAAAUCUUAUCCGUAUGGUCAUUGUUGAAUUAAUCUGUGAAGAUUAGUUCAGCUAAUAGGUUUUUGACACAAGUUUCAGAAUAAAAGAAACCCUGUUUUGAGUUUCAAUGAGAUUAAUCUUGGACAAGACCCCAACUAAUACAGAGAUAUACUAGUCUCACCGUCAGCUACAUUGUGAAUACUUUUAAUUCUGAACUUGAUAGUAUUAGUGGUGAUUUUGAAACCAUAUUGACAAUCGUGGACUUGUUUUGGUAUUGCUUCAGACUCCUAUCCUCAGUAGACAUGGAUUGAUGUGCAGCAGACCAAACAAAUUUGCGGAUACAGAAACAAAAGACUUGAAUUUGGAUUGCAACAUUUCCCAUAGAGAUGGUUGCUUCUUGUCUGUGAUAUGCCUUCAAAAUAUGCUUACAUUAGUUUCUAGGUCCUGUUCUGCUGCAGUGACUAUUGGAAGCAUAUAUCUGUCUGUGUCCAAAAGGAUGCCUCAUGCCAGUUUGAUAAUUUUUCCCUUUCAAUCCAGGUAGUGACCUGCAGCCCAUAAGUACUCAGUUUAUCGAAGAUCAGAAUCAUAGCCUGGAUUGCAGCUAUGACUACCACCAAGUUAUACAUAGUGUACUAUUCCUUACAUGGUCAUGUGGAGAACAUGGCUAGGGAAGUGCAACGGGGAGCUAAUGCAGUUGAAGGUGUUGAAGCAACACUUUGGCAGGUACCUGAGACACUAUCUGAUUUGAUAUUGCAAAAGAUGAAGGCUCCUCCUAAAGCUGAUGAUGUACCAGAAAUUAGGCCAGAACAACUUCCGGAAGCUGAUGGCUUUCUCUUUGGAUUUCCUUCUCGUUUUGGUGUGAUGGCAGCUCAAUUCAAGGCAUUCUUUGAUGCCACCCACGACUUGUGGGCACACCAGGCACUUGCUGGCAAACCUGCAGGGAUCUUCUGGAGUACCGGUUUUCAUGGGGGAGGCCAGGAGCUUACUGCAUUAACUGCAGUAACACAGUUAGCACACCAUGGUAUGAUAUUUGUCCCUCUUGGCUACACUUUUGGCAGUGGCAUGUUUGAGAUGAAUGAGGUAAAGGGUGGAUCUGCUUAUGGUGCCGGCACUUAUGCAGCAGACGGAUCUCGACAUCCAACAGAACUAGAGCUCCAGCAGGCAUUCCACCAGGGCAAAUAUGUUGCAGAAAUAACCAAAAAACUCAAGAACAAGCACCUUUCAGCUUAAAAACAAUGCCCUGGAUGCCCUAGAAUCUGAUUCUGCUUCUGUACUACAAACACUAACUAGUUUGAUGCAUAUUGGCCCUAACAUCUUGUCAUCUUUGAAGAUGUUAUUAUGCAAGCAAUGGUCCCAUUACUACAGUAUU